AUGGCCGAGGGCGAUUUAAAGGAAUCUACCAUAGCUGUAGUCGCUCCUGAUCAGAAACCCAUUAAUCUUCAAUCAAGUAUUUUACAAAAGAAAAAAAGCAAUUUUGAAAUUACCAGCAUCAGAUCUACCAAAAGUGAAAUUGUCAAUAUUAGUGUAGUUGACGAUGAGUUGGAAGAUAGUGAAGUAUACGAUAAUAACGAUAGUACAUUAACUAUAAACGAUAAUGCUUUAUUGCCUAUUGAAGAACAACAAGAGAAAGUCGAGGCAACAACAAAUGGCCACAAUGUUCCUCCGACUUCUCGCUUUCGUGUAAUUAUUGAUGUUAGGAAUAAGACUUUCAAGCGCGGGCGCUGGAAUUGUCGUGAUUAUCUAGAAAGAAGACAGGAAAUUAUUAAAUCAGAUGCUGGCAGUGACACUACCGUGGAUGAUGGCAUCAAUAAUUUGGAUGAAAGCAACAAUAAGCAUCAACAGCAACCAUCUCAACAGCGGCAGCCACAACAACCUUCAAUAACAUUACCGUCUCCUGUGGUCCCCCAGCCGUCACAAAACAUUAAUAAUACUGACGAUAUACAGCAGCAGCCUGUUAAUCCUAGUAUACCUGAUGCUGAUUUAAUUGUACCUAACGAUACAAUGCAACAAAAUGCGCUUCAGUACACUGAUCAGACAUUACGCGAACUGAAUGAGGUUGGAUCAUCAGUACAGGUGCAAGCUCAACAUUCACAACCAACAAUGCAACAAUUAGAUCAAUUACCACAAAACGAAUCUCAACAACAGCCUAUCGUUCAAGAAAAUGAAAUACUUACUGUCAUUGGGAAUGCAAAUAUACCUAACGAUACAAAUAAUAUCGUUGAAAGCAAUGAAGAUGUCAGUGUGUAUGUUAAUAACGAUGUUACAAAUGUCAAUAAUACCGUUUCUCAAGCAUCAGGAAUUUCUAACAGCGGUAGUGAUGUAAUGACCAAUAUUGGAAUAGAAGGUAUUCAAGAAGAAGAAUUAAAUGAUAUGGUGCUUAAUCAGAUAUCGCCUACAGAGAGUAAUGCUACUACCAACACUACUUCGACAGAGAACUUUGGCUACCCAAACAUGUCUCAAGCUGUUGACAGCAAUUAUACUCCUAUUUUAACCGAGAAUGGUGCCCCUAUUAAUAAUGCUCCAACUAGUAAUAUUACAGGAAAUUAUUUACCGCCACCUUUACAGGAGAACAAUUUUCCCGUUGGUAAUCUGAGUAAUCCCACACAAUCUAUUCAGGACAAUCAAUUUUCAACUGGUGUUGCCAACAGCGCUAUUCUUGGCCCUCAACACAGCUUCCAGCAUAACGAAUGCAAUGAAAUGACUAACAGAUUCAUGGAUGGCAUUACUGAUAUGCUAAGGCGAGAGGUGCAUCGACAUUGUAGCCAUUUAAUUCAUUCAAACGCUAAAUUAGAGGAGGAAAAUGCUCAAUUACAUCGAUUAGAGGAGGAAAAUGCUCAAUUACAUGGAUUAAAGGAGGAAAAUGCUCAAUUAUAUCGAUUAAAGGAGGAAAAUACUCAAUUACAUCGAUUAAAGGAGGAAAAUGCUCAAUUACACCUAUUAAUGGAAGAAAAUGCUCAUCUAAAGCAAGAAAUAGAACGAUUAAAAGCAAUCCUUCAACAAUCCGUUCCAAAAUAG
Molecule: messenger RNA, 1644 nt
Organism: Trichoplax adhaerens
Lineage: Eukaryota; Metazoa; Placozoa; Uniplacotomia; Trichoplacea; Trichoplacidae
Exons: 3
Coding region: 1-1644 (547 amino acids)
Source: RefSeq, a predicted model, not a curated record